AUGAACGGGCUUCAUCCACACUUCACCGUGAGGACGUCCCUCAGCUUUCUGCUCCUGAUCCUGCUUCAAACGUCCACCGAGGCCGUGGAGGCAAUCUGUUCUGGCCCUCAAUCUGUGGAGUUUCCAGAAAACAACACAGUGGGUGCAGUUGUAGCAAAUAUCAUUGUCAAACCAGGAGUGACCCUUGAGUUCAGUCCUUCUUCUGACAGCCCCAACCCGUUCGAGCUCCAAGGAAAUCAGCUGAUAGCUGCAGCAGUGUUGGACUAUGAGACGGAGAAAAGUCACAUUGCCAGGAUCACCUGCACUGAGACAGCUACAAACCUGAAGUUGAACUUCGUCAUUGUUGUAAUUUUGAUCAAUGAGAAUGAUAACAAACCAGUCUUUGACCAGAACCCCUACCAUAUCGAUGUCUAUGAGAUGUCUCCUGUAGGAACAACCGUGGGCCGCUUCGUUGCCACAGACUUAGACCAACCCAAUCAGCUCUACUAUACACUCACACCUGAGUCUGGCUUUGAACUGAAGUCACCUACCAACCCAGAUCUCCUUGUUCAGACGCCUAUCGACUAUGAGAAAGUCAAAAAUGUCCGUCUGGUGCUAACUGCUCAGGACACACCGUUGACAACAACAGAUGCCAGGGUUUCGUUUACCGCCACCACCACCAUCAUGGUCACCAUCUUAGACAAGGACAAUAGGCCACCGUGGUUCCAGCCCUGCAUCAUGCACGAGAUGGGGGGUGCUGUGAUCUGCCAGAGCACCGGCUACACCGGCAAGGUCAACCUCAACGAACAAGAGACCGGACUGUUACCACUGAAACCAGGACCACUUUACGCCAUUGACGGAGACUCUGGGAUAAAUGAGGCGAUAACAUACUCUUUUCUGAGUGGAAAUGAUGAGCGUCUGUUUGAGAUCAACGCCAACACCGGGAACAUCACCAUGCUGAAGCCAGCCAGCAAGUUGGAUACAAUCAGUCUGACAGUGCUGGCUGCGCAGAAGACAAACAGUUACCAGUUUACCACCACCACCGUCUCAAUCAGUGUUCAGAAGAAGAGUCUCCACGUUCCUCAGUUUCAGAGGCCUAGCUACAGAGGCGUCAUCACCGGAGUGGGCUCCAUGGCUAUGGACCCGGAGAACAAGGACGCGCCGCUGCAGAUCAUCGCUACAGACGACGACUACACUACCACUGAUGGUCUAAAUCCCUACAUCACCUACUCCACUAUCGGUAACAGUGAUUUCUCAAUCGUUAACGGCCACUUAUUCAUGACUAAGGAUCUCCCAGAGGGCACGUUAUCCCUGCAAGUGAUGGCAAAAGAUACAUCAAACGAUGAAUCAGCUACAGCUCAGCUCUCGGUGAUGGUGACAUCAGGUUUCACCACCACCAGUUUGCCUCUGAGCACUACAGACAUUAUGACCUCAACAUCCAUAGGGGAAUCCACCACCAACAGCAAGACCACGGAAGAUAUCAUGUCCACCACCAACCCCACUAUGACCACUGACAACAGCGUGUCAACUACCAUCCCCAGCACAACCAGUGAAAGCAUAACCUCCACCACAGACUCCACUAUGUCCACUGAGGGCAGUGUUUCAACCACUAAUCCCAGUAUGACCACUGAAGGAAGCAGCUCAGCUCACCCUCCCACAGUGAUCGUACCGUCCGGCGGCUAUGGGCCGGUGGACAUGGCAGCACUCGGCGUGACCCUGGGUGUCCUGCUGUUAAUCUGUCUGGUGGUCAUCGGGGUGCUCGCCCAUCGCCUGCGGAAAGGCAAAGCAGACUGGAGGAAGAUCUACGAAACCAACGUGUUUCGAAGCUAUUUGGGUCAAGGUUCAGGCGGUCCUAAGGAGGGCAUCCAGUACACCAAUGAGGCCUUCGAGAACGAUGAAGAUGGAGGAAGCAUGGGCUCCGGCGGCCCGGACGGGGGGAUCAUAAUGGCUGGUAGAGAGCCACAAAAAGCAGCAGAGAGCAUCCCGCACAAAGAGGCCAUCAUAAAGUCUUCGGCACCACUGCACACCUUCCUGUCUGACGACACCAGCAUGGCGGGCUCGGACAAGGCUGACAACGAGAAAGAGGUGAAACCGAUCCUGACCAAAGAGAGGCGCAUGGAGGAGGGAUACAAGUCCGUUUGGUUUAAGGAGGACAUCGACCCCAACGCCAUGGAUGAGGUGGUCAUCAUCCCAGACAGCAGAGAGGACGACAGCGAGGAGGAAGAUGACGAGGAACAGUCGUCCAGCGAGCCAUCAAAACCCCCAAAGGUCGUCUUUGCCGAUUCAGAUCUGGACAGUGGACUCGGGGUGAAGCUGGGGGAUUCAGCAGAGGAGUUCGAUGGUUACGACGCACUGACCUCUGACCUCUGAUCUGGGAAAGGAGCCGAAAGACGAGGACAGAGCGGGAACCACCUAUAAUAAAAUGUUAAAUUAAUCUGCUGCAAGUCCUUAUCAGUCAUGACAGAGGAACAGUGAAAUAAAACAUGACUGAACACCUUAUUGAAAGAUAAAAAAAAAAAAGUAAUGAUGACUCAGAUGUCUUCAUUUAUAAGCCUCACCCUGAGUAAAGUGCUUUGGGUUUGAAGUAAUUGAACAUUUUACAGCUUUUAUUCUUUAUGUAAAUACUUUGUGUCAUAAUGAAUGCAGUGUACCCUGAUAAAGAUAUUAUGUUGGUGUAGUUUGAGGCUGCUGAGAUCAGUGUCUGUGGACUCCUAGUGGAGGAGAUUUUUGAAAUAAUGUCUAUUCAUUGAUUUAUGCUCAGUAAAAUCAGACAUGUGUUUUAAACAUAUCUUCAAAGCUGUGCACACACGUGUUUUAUAUGAUGGAGACACAGUAUAAUAGUUGGUAACAGCAGAGAAUGAAGGUUCUGUUCUUUAAGUUCCUCUAUAUUUAGUUUAACAAUAGUAGAGCUGCCGGUAAACAUGGUUUAACACUGCAAGAGGAAAGGUUGGGGGGAAAAUAUAUUUUUGGCUUAAUUAUUUACUGGCUGUGUUGGUUGUUUAUUGAUGUGACAAACCAGAAAUGCACAGAGAGCAAAAGCAAAUGAUUAAAAACAGAAACACAACUACUGUUACUGUGUAAGAUAAUAAAAACUCUCCCUGCUGAUACUAACGACUGUAAAACAUUAUGACAGAAACAAAGUCUGAACUUCCAUUAAAUAACCAACAGUUAGCAGAAACGUUCACCAGCAGUUCCACUAAAAUAAUUAACACACGUUGAGCUUAUAGAGCAGAAAACUAAUGUAAAUAAGUUUGUUUAUGUUUGGCUCAAACCAAAAAUAUUGUGUAGUAAUAAUAAUAAACCCCUUAA
Molecule: messenger RNA, 3288 nt
Organism: Seriola dumerili (greater amberjack)
Lineage: Eukaryota; Metazoa; Chordata; Actinopteri; Carangiformes; Carangidae
Gene: cdhr5b
Product: cadherin-related family member 5-like
Exons: 15
Coding region: 1-2349 (782 amino acids)
Biological process (GO): cell morphogenesis; cell-cell junction assembly; adherens junction organization
Cellular component (GO): adherens junction; catenin complex; membrane
Molecular function (GO): calcium ion binding; cadherin binding
Source: RefSeq, a predicted model, not a curated record